Molecule: messenger RNA, 1053 nt
Organism: Mycosarcoma maydis (corn smut)
Lineage: Eukaryota; Fungi; Basidiomycota; Ustilaginomycetes; Ustilaginales
Product: putative electron transfer flavoprotein alpha chain precursor
Exons: 2
Coding region: 1-1053 (350 amino acids)
Cellular component (GO): mitochondrion
Molecular function (GO): flavin adenine dinucleotide binding; electron transfer activity
Source: RefSeq, a predicted model, not a curated record
AUGUUUGCACCCGCCAUGUUUCCCCGUGUCGCCCUGCGUAGCACUUCCAACGCUGCUCGCGCCUUGCCUCUGCGUCGAGGCUUUGCUACUUCUCGUGUCGACCUCGCAAACACGCUCGUCUUCCUCGAGCACAAAAAUGGCAACUUUGCUGCCGCCACUCUCUCCGCCCUCACUGCCGCUCAGAAGCUUGGAGGUGACAUUGAUGCGCUUGUCGUAGGUGGCGAGGCUGACGCCAGCCAGGUCGCCGAAAAGGCUGCCAAGCUCCCUGGCAUCAAGAAAGUCCUCUUUGCCAAGCACGCCGAGUUUGCCAACAAUCUUUCUGAACCACUUGCACCACUCAUCAAGAAGAUCGUUGAGUCCAACUCUUACACUCACGUUUGCACAGGACACACUGCCGUAGGUCGCGACAUCUUCCCGCGCGCUGCCGCUUUGCUUGACUCAUCCCAGGUUUCCGACAUUAUCGGCCUCGAGGGUGAGGACACCUUCGUCCGUCCCAUCUAUGCCGGUAACGCCAUUGCCACUCUCAAGAGCUCUGACAAGGUCAAGGUCUUUACCGUUCGAGGCACUGCUUUCGACGCCGCUGCUCAGGAGGGUGGGAGCGCUACCACUGAGGAGGUCCAGCCUGAAGGCGUCGAGGCGCUCACCGAGUUUGUCGAGGAGAAGGUCUCCGAGUCCUCUCGUCCCGACCUUGCCACUGCCCCACGCGUCGUUUCUGGUGGUCGUGCGCUCAAGUCGGCUGAAAAUUUCGUCAAGUACAUUGAGCCGCUCGCCGACUCGCUCAACGCCGCUGUCGGUGCUUCGCGAGCUGCCGUCGAUGCUGGCUACGCCGAUAACGCGCUGCAGGUCGGUCAGACGGGUAAGAUCAUCGCUCCCGAGCUUUACGUUGCUAUUGGUAUUUCGGGUGCCAUUCAGCACUUGGCUGGUAUGAAGGACAGCAAAACCAUUGUUGCCAUCAACAAGGAUGCAGAUGCUCCUAUCUUCCAGGUUGCCGACCUUGGUCUCGUCGCUGACCUCUACGAGGCUGUCCCCGAGAUGCUCGAGAAGAUCAAGUAA